CUGGGGAUUGCCAGUUGCCAGUUGCCAGUUGCUUGUCAGUUUCGCCACUUCAUCUUCAUGUUGAUCGCAAUUCAAACGUUGAAUCAUCCUUAACAAAAGUCCAAUUCCACUGCGAUUUUGCAGCCUUAAUAUGCCAUCAGACUAAACACUCCUCCAAUAAAAACCCCUCUGUUCUUGAGCUCUGAGCUUCAAGAGAUUCAAGCUUUCCGGGAAUGGAGAGCUCCGAUCACGUAUUCAAAGUGAAUAGCAUAAGAUUGAGCAACUCCAGCAUAUGGAGGAACAGUGACCGGGACGUUUUCUCGAGGUCUUCUAGGCAAGAAGACGAAGAGGACGCGCUGAAAUGGGCGGCUCUGGAGAAGCUUCCGACCUUUACGAGGCUGAGGAAAGGAAUUCUGACCGAAGAAGAAGGGCAGCUAAGGGAAAUCGACGUCACGAAGCUAGGGCCGCUCGAGAGGAAGAAUGUGCUGGAGAGGCUUGUGAGGAUUGCAGAGGAGGAUAAUGAGCGCUUCUUGUUGAAGCUCAAGGAAAGAAUGGACAGAGUUGGAAUUGAUAUUCCCACAAUCGAAGUCCGGUUCGAGCAUCUAAAUGUUGAAGCAGAAGCUUAUACCGGCAGUAGAGCACUGCCAACAGUUCUCAAUUUCCUAAUCAAUAUGAUAGAGGGAUCCUUGAAUUAUCUGCAUAUUCUUCCUAGUAGGAAGAAAGCAUUCACAAUCCUUAAUGAUGUUAGUGGAAUCAUCAAGCCGGGCAGGAUGACCUUGCUUUUAGGUCCACCAAGUUCUGGAAAGACUACCUUGCUGCUAGGUUUGGCCGGGAAACUUGAUCCGGAUCUAAAAGUUUCAGGAAGAGUAACAUACAAUGGGCAUGGAAUGAAUGAGUUUGUUCCACAGAGGACAUCGGCUUAUAUAAGUCAACAUGAUGUUCAUAUAGGAGAAAUGACAGUGAGAGAAACAUUGUCUUUUUCAGCAAGAUGUCAAGGGGUUGGAGGCCGUUACGAAAUGCUGAAAGAGUUGAAUAGGAGGGAAAAGGAAGCAAACAUUAAGCCGGAUGCAGAUCUUGAUGUAUAUAUGAAGGCAAUAUCAAUUGAGGGGCAGAAGACCAAUGCAGUCAUAGACUAUGUUCUUAAGAUUCUGGGACUGGAAAUUUGUGCUGACACUAUGGUGGGGGAUGACAUGAUGCGAGGCAUUUCUGGUGGGCAGAAAAAACGAGUCACGACAGGGGAGAUGCUAGUUGGACCGUCAAGAGCACUCUUCAUGGACGAGAUAUCAACUGGCCUGGACAGUUCUACGACUUUUCAGAUUGUGAACUCGCUCAAGCAGAUAGUUCACAUCCUUCAAGGAACUUGUGUUAUCUCCCUUCUUCAGCCGGCACCAGAAACUUACGACUUGUUUGAUGACAUAAUUCUCCUCUCAGAUGGCCAAGUUGUAUACCAAGGCCCCCGUGAAAAUGUGCUAGAGUUCUUUGAACACAUGGGAUUCAAGUGUCCAGAAAGGAAAGGAGUUGCAGACUUUCUUCAAGAAGUUACAUCCAGGAAAGAUCAAGAGCAGUACUGGAUGCGGAGAGACGAGCCUUACCGUUUUGUAACUAUCAAGGAAUUUGCAGAAGCAUUUCAGUCGUUUCCUGUUGGCAUGAAACUGGGCGAUGAACUUGCUGUCCCGUUUGACAAAUCCAAAAACCACCCUGCAGCUUUAACAGCUAAGAAGUAUGGUACCAACAGCAAGCAACUGUUUAAAGCUCUCGUAUCCAGGGAGUUACUGCUGAUGAAGAGGAACUCAUUUGUAUACAUAUUCAAGAUGACUCAACUUGUUAUAGUGGCAUUGAUUACAAUGACAGUAUUUCUACGGACAAAGAUGCCCAAGAGAAACGUAACAGAUGGUGGAAUUUACAUGGGUGCUCUGUUCUUUACGAUCACGGUGCUCAUGUUUAAUGGCUUUGCAGAGAUGGCCUUGACCAUCCUGAAACUUCCUGUCUUUUACAAGCACAGAGAUCUUCUUUUUUUCCCUGCUUGGGCCUAUGCUCUACCUGCAUGGAUCCUCAAGAUCCCGUUAUCAGUUGUAGAAGUUGGCCUUUGGGUGUUCUCAACUUAUUAUGUCAUAGGCUUUGAUCCAUUUGUUGGAAGGCUGUUCAAAAUGUACCUCCUGCUCCUUUUGCUUAACCAGACAGCUGCUGCACUGUUUCGACUCAUUGGAUCUGUAGGCCGUAAUAUGAUUGUGGCAAAUGUGUUUGGUUCUUUUGUAUUACUUACAGUUCUUGCCUUGGGAGGAUUUAUCUUGUCGAAAGACAAUAUAAAGAAGUGGUGGAUUUGGGGUUAUUGGAUAUCACCAUUGAUGUAUGGCCAGAACGCUAUAGCGGUGAAUGAAUUUCUUGGGCACUCUUGGAGCAAAGUUCUUCCAGGUUCCACUGAAACAUUAGGAGUAUCUGUGUUGAAGUCUCGCGGUAUAUUCACUGAAGCACGCUGGUACUGGAUCGGGGUCGGAGCUCUGAUUGGUUACAUUUUCCUGUUCAAUGGCCUUUUCAUUCUGGCACUUACAUAUCUCAACCCAUUUGGGAAGCCACAGGCCGUUCUGCCUGAGGAGACGUUGACUGAGAGAAGUGUUGGCAAAGCUGGACAGUCCAUCGAGCUAUCAUCAAGGGGAAAAAGCUCUUCGGAAAAGGGAGAUGAGAUUCAAGGAAGUGCAGCAUCAAUGUCUUCAAGAGCAGGCAGCCUUAGUGAAGUUACCCAGAAGAAGAAGCAGGGAAUGAUUUUACCUUUCCAACCCCUUUCCAUUGCUUUUGAAGAUGUCAGAUAUUCGGUAGACAUGCCUCAGGAAAUGAAAGCUCAAGGCAUAGCUGAGGAGCGGCUAGAACUUUUGAAAGGUGUCAGUGGUGCUUUUCGGCCUGGAGUUCUUACAGCUCUAAUGGGUGUAAGUGGGGCUGGUAAGACUACUCUGAUGGAUGUCUUGGCUGGUAGGAAAACAGGCGGAUACAUUGAAGGAAGGAUCAUGAUCUCAGGAUAUCCAAAGAAGCAAGAAACAUUUGCUCGGGUAUCUGGAUACUGUGAGCAAACCGAUAUCCAUUCUCCUCAUGUUACAGUUUAUGAGUCCUUGGAGUAUUCUGCAUGGCUUCGGUUGUCUCCUGAAGUUGAUGCUGCCACCAAGAAGAUGUUUGUUGACGAGGUGAUGGAGCUCGUUGAGCUGACCUCAUUAAGGAAUGCACUCGUUGGAUUGCCUGGUGUCAAUGGUCUUUCCACUGAACAACGAAAGAGGCUGACAAUUGCAGUUGAGCUUGUGGCCAACCCCUCCAUAAUAUUUAUGGACGAGCCAACCUCAGGGCUCGAUGCCAGAGCUGCUGCGAUAGUGAUGAGAACAGUGAGAAACACAGUGGACACAGGGCGAACUGUGGUGUGCACCAUCCACCAGCCAAGCAUUGACAUAUUUGAUGCUUUUGAUGAGCUGCUGCUUCUAAAACGGGGAGGCGAAGAAAUCUACGUUGGUCCAUUAGGCCGCCAAUCUUCCCAUCUGAUCAAAUACUUCCAAGGAGUCAAUGGAGUUAGUAAGAUUAAAGAUGGAUAUAAUCCCGCAACCUGGAUGUUGGAGGUGACUUCACUUGCACAAGAGUCAAUUCUUGGGGUUAACUUUGCUGAAGUCUACAAAAACUCAGAACUACACAGGAGAAACAAAGAGCUAAUCAAGGAACUCAGCACCCCUCCCCCGGAUUCGCAAGAUCUCUACUUCCCCACCCAAUUUUCCCAAUCUUUCUUCACCCAGUGUAUGGCAUGCCUGUGGAAACAGCGCUUGUCCUACUGGCGAAACCCAUCCUACACUGCCGUGAGAUUCUUGUUUACAACCUGCAUAGCUCUGAUGUUCGGGACAAUGUUCUGGGAUCUUGGCACGCGAAGGAAAAAGUCACAAGACAUCUUUAAUGCAAUGGGUUCCAUGUAUGCUGCUGUCCUCUUUCUCGGAGUGCUAAAUGCCAGUUCAGUCCAGCCGGUAGUCGCCAUAGAGAGAACCGUCUUUUACAGGGAAAGAGCGGCCGGAAUGUACUCAGCUUUGCCAUAUGCUUUUGGUCAGGUUGCCAUUGAGCUGCCAUACGUAUUGGUUCAGACGGUCAUAUAUGGAGUCCUGGUUUACGCGUUGAUAGGGUUUGAAUGGACAGCCGCCAAGUUCUUCUGGUACCUCUUCUUCAUGUACUUCACCUUGCUGUACUUCACAUACUACGGGAUGAUGACAGUGGCUGUAACUCCAAACCAGAACAUAGCUUCCAUAAUCUCCUCUGCGUUCUACGGAAUAUGGAACCUUUUCUCUGGAUUCAUCAUUCCUAAGACAAGGAUUCCAGUGUGGUGGAAGUGGUACUACUACAUCUGUCCUUUCUCCUGGACUCUAUAUGGCUUGGUUACUUCACAGUUCGGAGACAUCAAGGACAAGAUCGACACCGGUGUGCCAGUCGAGAAAUUCGUGUCAGACUACUUCGACUUCGAUCACGACUUCUUGGGAUACGUGGCCCUCAUCAUCGUCGGGAUACCUGUCCUCUUCGGUUUCAUCUUUGCCUUCUCAAUCAGGGCAUUUAACUUCCAGACAAGAUGAUGAGUGAACAUUCUUGUAACGGUCAAAAUGAGAGCGUCUAUCUUAUUCUGCUGCAAGUGUGUGUCUAUUAUGGAUUUUCUUGUUCCUUUUCUCAUCUGGUUAUCUUCUUGUUGCAGUAAGAGGUGACAAGUUUGAGACCAUUUAAUAUUAAUUCAUCUGUAUGCAUGUGA
Diospyros lotus (date-plum) is the source of this 4729-nucleotide messenger RNA. RefSeq names its product pleiotropic drug resistance protein 1-like. Gene Ontology annotation, molecular function: ABC-type transporter activity; ATP binding; ATP hydrolysis activity. The transcript is spliced from 24 exons. Lineage: Eukaryota; Viridiplantae; Streptophyta; Magnoliopsida; Ericales; Ebenaceae. The coding region runs from base 213 to 4559 and encodes 1448 amino acids. Gene Ontology annotation, cellular component: membrane. The record is from RefSeq and is a predicted model, not a curated record.